Trichomonas vaginalis G3 is the source of this 495-nucleotide messenger RNA. RefSeq names its product protein of unknown function, DUF4106 family. The record is from RefSeq and is a predicted model, not a curated record. The transcript has a single exon. NCBI's taxonomy places the organism in Eukaryota, Parabasalia, Trichomonadida, Trichomonadidae. The annotation marks the transcript as partial.
AUGGCUGCACAACAACAAGAACUAGAUGAGAAGAACCCAUUUUAUGAGUUAGUUGUUAUUUGUAGUACUUCUGGUCAAUUUGACCAAACCGUCAAUUCGUUCAAAGAUAUUAUAAAGAAGUCUAAGUUAGUAUGUAUAAAGGAUACUGAGUUGUUAGAUUGGAUAAAGAAGUACCAAAGAAGAGUUUUGAAGUAUAAUGCUAUAAAUGAGUAUAUAAAUUCGAAGUUUAAAGAACCUAAUGAGGAAAUGCAGAGAAUAUUAGACAAACACCACUUCAGAAACAAACAGAAAGAGAUAGAAUACAUUUCGAAGAAAUUGCAAUCUUACGAUUGGAAGACUUACCCUCAUAGAUGUCUUCUUAUCUUAGAUGAUUUCGCCUCUCAUCCUUUGUUAAAGAACAGAGAACAAGAUAUGUGUCGAAUUCUUAAGAAGCUCAGACACUUUAACAUCUCAGUUGUCAUUUGUGUACAGACAGCAAAGAGUUUAAGUAAGGAU